AUGCAGUUUAAGGUAUCUCGGCACUGCAUGGCUACCGGUACCACUCGAAUCAACACUACGGCUUGCAACUGGGUAGCGACCAUGCUCGCUCGGACAAUCUUGCUUGUUCCUCAAACGCAGUGCUCAAGCUCUCUGUCCUUGAAGGCCACACCGUUGCAGUUGCACCAGGGUAGAUUGCUAGUCGUUCCGAGGGCAUCUUAUUCUUCGCGUUCCAGCUCACCUCGCAGCGAGUCAUGGAGGAGCUCUUGGCGGACAGAACUUGAGCAUGGCAGCAACGGAAAUGGUAACGGCGCCCAUGUGUCACAUGAUGAUGAAUACCAGAUCGCAUACAACAGCAACGGGAAUUAUUAUCAUGCUCACGACAGCGAUACCGACUCCGACUUUACAUGGGGGAGCUCGAGCUGGCGGAACCAGGCCGCAGCCGUUGAUGAUCAGGAGGUGGCCGACGUAGGGUACAGCAACGGGUGGCGGUCGAGUCAGGACCAACCCGCUGGCUUUGCAAAUCGCGAUGAAGAUGUUGCAGAGGAAGAAGAGUCCUCAGGCGGCGGCUUCUUCACAGAUGCCUUUAAGGAAGCCCUGAAAUCAGCCCUGCAGCGGAGUCCCUUGUACGCGGAUCAGUUGACAGUCACAGGAUCUGCGGACGAGGAAGUCACGGAGCCACAGCCGUACGAGAACGAAGUGGAGGUGUACGACAGGCCUAUUUUUACGGACCAGUUCCGUGCCGCACUUAAAGAGUCCCUCGAGCGGCAACAGUCGGAGCUAGACGCGUACGGCGGGCAGGGGUCGGAUGACGAAUACACGGCGACGCCGUACGUGCCGUCGCCACCCCGUCCCAGGGAGAUGUCCCCCCUGGAGGAGGUGAUUGCUACGGCGUUGGGCGCCUCUCAGCUGCACCUGCGGCGCCUGACGCUGAUGAAGAACGAGAUCGACGCGGCGAUUGAACGAGAAACCAAACAGAUCGAGCGGCUAGGCUUUGCGUUGAGCAAGGCACAAUCCGACAUGGCCUACUACAAGAGUCUGGAGGAGAUGAUGGCGGAGCGGCCGCGCGGCGGGCAAUAA
Molecule: messenger RNA, 1059 nt
Organism: Volvox carteri f. nagariensis
Lineage: Eukaryota; Viridiplantae; Chlorophyta; Chlorophyceae; Chlamydomonadales; Volvocaceae
Exons: 4
Coding region: 1-1059 (352 amino acids)
Source: RefSeq, a predicted model, not a curated record